AUUAAAUCUCUCUCCCUCUCCCUCUCCCUCUCUGUCUCUCUCUCUCUCUCUCUCUCUCCAUUUCUUUCUCUUUCUCACUCAUUUGACUUUUCGUUGACCUUAGAAGUUUCACAAUGGGAAACUCCGAGACCAAAUCCUCCGACCCUACCCCGCCGCCCUCCUCCUCCGACAACCACCAUCAUGCUCCAGUCUCCGAUGAACGCCGUGAAUCCUCUAGCUCCGGCGGCUCCCGCGCGGCCUCUACGCAACAGAUCGGUCGGAUCCUGGGCCGACCAAUGGAGAACGUAAGGAGCACCUACGAGUUCGGUCACGAGCUCGGCCGAGGUCAGUUCGGCGUCACCUACCUCGUCACGCACAAGGAGACCAGGAAACAGUUCGCCUGCAAGUCGAUCCCCACGCGCCGCCUUGUCCACCGCGAUGACAUAGAAGAUGUCCGCCGUGAAGUCCAGAUCAUGCACCACCUCACGGGUCACCGGAAUAUAGUGGAAUUGAAGGGAGCUUAUGAAGAUAGGCACUCGGUGAAUCUGGUGAUGGAGCUGUGUGAGGGAGGAGAAUUGUUCGAUAGGAUCAUAGCUAAAGGGCAUUACACUGAGAGAGCAGCUGCAGAUUUGUGCAGGCAGAUGGUUAUGGUUCUGCAUAAUUGCCACUCAAUGGGUGUAAUGCACAGAGACUUGAAGCCCGAGAAUUUUCUCUUCUUGAGUAAAGACGAGAACUCCCCUUUGAAAGCCACGGAUUUCGGGUUAUCCGUUUUCUUCAAGCCCGGUGAAUUGUUUAAGGACCUUGUAGGAAGUGCUUUCUAUGUCGCUCCUGAAGUUCUACGCCGGAACUAUGGACCCGAGGCGGAUAUCUGGAGUGCCGGAGUGAUACUUUACAUCCUUCUUUCCGGUGUCCCGCCUUUCUGGGGAGAGAGUGACCAGGGAAUCUUUGACGCAAUUCAUCGUGGGCACCUUGAUUUUUCGUCUGAACCUUGGCCUUCGGUAUCAAGUGUUGCCAAAGACCUUGUGAAGAAAAUGUUAGCAUAUGAUCCCGAAGAGCGGCUUACGGCUUCUGAAGUGCUGAAUCAUCCAUGGAUGAGAGAAGGAGGGGAGGCGUCUGAUAAACCACUCGACAAUGCUGUGUUGUCCAGGAUGAAGCAAUUCCGGGCAAUGAACAAACUCAAGAAGAUAGCUUUGAAGGUUAUCGCAGAGAACCUCUCGGAAGAAGAGAUCAAGGGUCUGAAAGAGAUGUUCAAAUCUUUAGACACUGAUAACAGCGGGACCAUAACCUUAGAGGAACUGAGAGAUGGUGUCCCGAAACUCGGUUCUAAGAUCACAGAGGAGGAAAUAAGACAGUUAAUGGAAGCUGCCGAUGUUGAUGGAGAUGGAUCAAUUGAUUACUUGGAGUUUAUAUCGUCCACGAUGCAUAUGAACAGGAUAGAACGUGAGGAUCGUUUGUACACCGCUUUCCAGUACUUCGACAAGGACAAUAGCGGGUACAUAACCAUGGAGGAGCUCGAGCAGGCCUUGAAGAAAUAUAACAUGGGCGACGAGAAAUCCAUCAAAGAGAUCCUUGCGGAAGUAGACACCGAUCACGAUGGAAGAAUCAACUAUGAAGAAUUCGUGGCAAUGAUGAAGAAGGGCAACCCGGAUAUGGUAACCAACCGUCGUCGGAAAUAAUUUUAUUUGUUACAAAAAUUGCGUUACCUUACAAAUUGUUUUGUUACAUUGCAUUCUCUUUUGGGUUUUUUUAACAUUCGGUGUAGUAGUUCUGUUUCGGGAAAUUCGAUUCUCUAAAACGAAUCGAAAAUUUUGAUCGGUUCGAUUUGUGAAUUAUAUCGAGCAGAUGGUCAAAAAUCGUACCGAAAUGUCCACAUUUGUACUAAUUGAAUGGCAUGGCAUGCUGUUUUUGUUUGUU
Messenger RNA from Tarenaya hassleriana, 1893 nucleotides. Its product is annotated as calcium-dependent protein kinase 3-like. Gene Ontology annotation, molecular function: calcium ion binding; calmodulin binding; calcium-dependent protein serine/threonine kinase activity. The record is from RefSeq and is a predicted model, not a curated record. Gene Ontology annotation, cellular component: nucleus; cytoplasm. Lineage: Eukaryota; Viridiplantae; Streptophyta; Magnoliopsida; Brassicales; Cleomaceae. Bases 114 to 1655 code for a protein of 513 amino acids. Gene Ontology annotation, biological process: peptidyl-serine phosphorylation; intracellular signal transduction; protein autophosphorylation. The transcript has 9 exons.